AUGGUUACACGCGCCGACGCGUGCUGCUGUGCCAAAACAACGCGACUUCAUCUACCAACUUACCACUACACUUACUGCUAUUGCUACGACUCUAUCAACCAUCGUCCAUCCCAUCAUAUCCGAGUCGAACGUCCCCACUGGUCUACGCCAUACCACCCCCGCCACAGCAGUUCCUACGGAGUGAACACCACGAUGCCGCGCCCUCCGACAAAGCGCAAUCGGAUGGCUUCAAAAGCCAAACCAACCUCCAAAGAACCCACCAGAGAAAAUGCGCCCAAGUCGCCACAACCCCAGGAACGACCCCCUGCCAGCGCUCCGCGUGUGGUGAUCCCGCAGCGGCAACCGAAAGAUCAGACACCCAUGUCAAAAUCGCAUGAACAGGCGAUCGAUUCCUCUCCCAUGGGAGAACGCGGUGGCACAGGAAGUCGUCCCGCGACGCGAUCGCGCGGUUACUCGUCCACACUCUCCCUCGCUGGCCGCAAAGGAGAGAACUCGAAGAUUCCCGGCACGCCCGCUUUUGAAAAUUCAGUACUGAGUAAUUUUCGACGACGUCCCCGACAGCCGAGUAUCCUUCAGGUUAUGCAGGCUGAGGAUCGGUCUUCAGACCUCGAUGAUGAUGACUUUCUCGGUGGCUUGAGUCCAGAGGAUGAGUCGACCCCACUGAAUGUGUCCAGGGGAAAAUCACUGUUGGUUCAGAACGAAUCGCCGGCAACACCUUCCCAAGCUCCAGAGCCAUCAAGUGAUAGUUCUCGCAAGCGUAAGCGAUCGUCUGCAAAUAUUGAGAUCCAAGUUCCCCAAUCACCUCUGGCCCUGGUGGGAAAUACUCCUGUCGGUACCCCUACGCCGGCAGUUGAAGAUGAAGUACAGGAAAUGGGUAGCACUGUGGACAUGCCGCCACCGCCGCUGCCGCCACCAAGGUCUCCAGACGUGCUUAGCCAAACAAUGGCACCCCCCAUGAGCAGUCCAUGGGGUACUCCACUUUCGACCAGCUUACAUGACCUUUCGAACCCUCUGCGCAAAGCUGCGACUGAUGAAUGCGGGAAUGCGGGAGCGCAAGCUAGUAACAAACCUGCCGUUUCGACGGCCAGCCUACAGGACAGACUUCUUCCUCGGCGACGCCAGCGGCCGCGCAGACGGCGCAAUGUGAACACCUUCGACGUACCGAGCGACUCCAGCGAAUCCGACGAAGCGUCUGCCGAAAGUGAUCAAGAUGAGCUGAGCUACAUAGCUACUUUGAAGUCUUCCCGAUCUCGGCGCAAUCGAACCACCAAGUCUAAACCAUCACAUGCCGGUCAGAAAAAGCAGGCCAAACAGAAGGCUACCAGCAAGAAAACGUACUCCGCACGGAAUGCGGGGAAUGACAAGGAAAAUGAACCGGCGGAUGGGUCUUCACCGUUAUCUGCACUUGAUACAGACGCGCUUGAGUCCGACUCGACUUCUCCCCCAAACAAAUAUCUCAGCGAGGAGCUGAGGUUACAAGCCCAGAAGUUCGCGGAGGUUGACCAAUGGCAAAUGGAGUUCGAGGACGUACCAGAGAGCCAGGACAGCACAUACCGAUAG
This is a messenger RNA of Aspergillus terreus NIH2624, 1560 nucleotides long. RefSeq lists its product as uncharacterized. The transcript has a single exon. Lineage: Eukaryota; Fungi; Ascomycota; Eurotiomycetes; Eurotiales; Aspergillaceae. The record is from RefSeq and is a predicted model, not a curated record. Bases 1 to 1560 code for a protein of 519 amino acids.